Molecule: messenger RNA, 1072 nt
Organism: Eruca vesicaria subsp. sativa (arugula)
Lineage: Eukaryota; Viridiplantae; Streptophyta; Magnoliopsida; Brassicales; Brassicaceae
Source: the annotation of a GenBank genome assembly
AGAAGAAAGCUUUUGAAGAUCAAACAUGUCGUUGGAUGAGAUAAACAAGAACGAGGUUGACAUUGUCAUUGGAGCUCUCAACGCUGACCUCAUACCCUUCUUGAACACCUGGAGACCCUUUUUCUCCGGAUUCCAUCUCAUCAUCGUCAAAGAUCCUGACCUCAAAGAAGAACUCAACAUCCCACAGGGCUUCGAUGUCGACAUCUACUCAAAGACCGACAUUGAAAAAGUCGUUGGCGCAUCCAACUCCACCAUGUUCUCAGGCUAUUCCUGCAGAUACUUCGGCUACCUCGUGUCCAAAAAGAAGUACAUUGUCUCCAUCGAUGAUGACUGUGUCCCUGCUAAAGACCCCAAAGGUUUCCUAGUGGAUGCUGUCUCUCAGCACGUGAGCAAUCUUGAAAACCCUGCCACGCCUCUCUUCUUCAAUACUCUCUACGAUCCUUACCGCGAGGGAGCUGACUUUGUGCGUGGAUACCCUUUUAGUCUUAGAAGUGGUGUCCCUUGUGCUGCCUCUUGUGGACUCUGGCUUAACUUAGCUGAUCUUGAUGCUCCAACACAAGCUCUCAAGACAGAGCAGAGGAACACUUCUUACGUUGAUGCGGUUAUGACUGUCCCUUUGAAGGCUAUGCUGCCUGUAAGUGGGAUUAACAUUGCGUUUAACCGUGAGUUGAUUGGUCCAGCUUUGGUGCCUGCGCUUAGAAUCGCUGGUGAAGGGAGAGUGAGAUGGGAGACACUUGAAGAUGUUUGGUGUGGGAUGUGUUUGAAACAUAUCUCUGAUCAUUUGGGGUAUGGUGUGAAGACAGGACUGCCUUAUGUGUGGAGGAACGAGAGAGGAGAUGCGGUGGAGAGUUUGAGGAAGAAGUGGGAAGGGAUGAAGCUGAUGGAGAAGAGUGUUCCUUUCUUUGACUCCUUGAAGUUGCCUGAGAGUGCAGUUACUGUUGCAGAUUGUGUGGUUGAGCUUGCUAAAGCGGUGAAAGAGCAGUUGGGUUCGGAUGAUCCUGCUUUCACUCAAGCAGCUGAUGCUAUGGUUAAGUGGGUCCAGCUCUGGAGUUCGGUUAAUUCAAGCGGUUAA